Messenger RNA from Arachis duranensis, 2176 nucleotides. Its product is annotated as protein IQ-DOMAIN 14. The transcript is spliced from 7 exons. Gene Ontology annotation, molecular function: protein binding. Bases 417 to 1970 code for a protein of 517 amino acids. The record is from RefSeq and is a predicted model, not a curated record. NCBI's taxonomy places the organism in Eukaryota, Viridiplantae, Streptophyta, Magnoliopsida, Fabales, Fabaceae.
GAAAGGUGGCUAUAGCUACUUAGAAGGAAGGAGGAAAAAAAAAGAAGAAAAGAAAAAUUUUAAGCUUGCUUCAUUACAAGCACAAAGGGAAUUAGAUUCCAAGCCAACCCAAGAGAGAAAGAUUUAAUCUUUUGAAGAAAUCCAGCUAGAAGAGAAGAAUUAAGAAUCAUCAUGUGGUGCUGGAAAGAAGCAGCAGGCUAAAGUAAAAAGAGAGAGAGAGAGAGAGAGAGAGAGAGAGAGUUUUAUUUUCUCUACUUUGCAAGCUUCAUUCUAUCUCAUUCUGUACACACAGCACACUUUUUUUUUGUUUUUUUGCAACAGUUUGAGGGUACUGCCAACUAAUAAGCUUCAAAAUUAAGUAGACAUGCUGCCUCCUUUCUGGUCAUCAUUCUGGAAAAGAUACUAAUGCUACUGAUAUGGGAAAGAAGGGUAGUUGGUUUUCUGCAAUAAAGAGGGUUUUCACACACCACUCCAAGGAGAAGCAAGUACCUAAUGAUUCGGAGAACAAAAGCUCGAAAGAUAAGAAGAAGAAAGGCCUAGGAAAACUAAGGCAUGGAGAGACCAAUUCAUUCAUCCCCCUCUUCAGAGAGCCAAGCAGCAUUGAGAAAAUCUUUGGCGACUUUGAAAGAGAGCAACAAUUACUAUCUGUAAGGCCUCCAACGCCUCUCGAGCAACCAAAACCAGCCCCUGUUGUCCCUCCUAGAGCUGCUUCUCCAAGGGCUCCUUCUCCGAGGGCUCCAUCUCCAAGAGCUGCGUCUCCGAAGGCUCCUUCUCCGCGUGCUACCUCUCCCAAAGCUACUUCUUCCAGGGUUGUUCAUCACCACAAGGAGGUUGGCUAUAGACCGGAACCAACUUUAAGGAACCAACAUGCCGCAGCAUCUAAGAUCCAGGCUGUUUAUAGAGGCUAUAUGGCCAGGAGGAGUUUUAGAGCUCUGAAGGGAUUGGUGAGGCUUCAAGGCGUGGUAAGAGGACAGAAUGUGAAGAGACAGACGGUUAAUGCCAUGAAACAUAUGCAGCUUUUGGUGCGAGUUCAGUCUCAAAUUCAGUCUCGAAGGAUUCAGAUGCUGGAAAAUCAGGCGCGAUAUCAAGCCGAGUUAAGGAAUGACAAGGAUGUUGCUAGCACCUUGGGCAAAUUGACUUCUGAGAAUGAAGAAUGGGAUGAUAGCUUACUGACAAAAGAGGAAAUAGAGGCAAGAUUACAAAGGAAGGUGGAAGCAAUCAUCAAAAGAGAAAGAGCAAUGGCAUUUGCAUACUCUCAUCAGUUAUGGAAAUCCACUCCGAAAUCAUCUUCGACGCCGGUGACAGACUUGCGAUCCGGCCCUUGGUGGUGGAACUGGUUGGAGAGACAAAUGCCAGCCUCAUCAAAUCCACAAGAGAAACAAUCCCUCAAGAACUUCCAAAUCACACCUCCAAGACCAUACUCAGAACAGAAGACUAGUCCGAAACCCGCCUCGACCAGCACCCCCCGGCAGCAUCAUUUCGCCUUCGACAACAUGGACAUACCGACGCCAAAAUCCACCAAAUCAACCAUACUCCCAUCCUCAAAACCUUCUAGAACUCCACCAUACAGAACUCCACAACCAUCAACCAUGUCAAAGUAUUCAAGAGCCUUCGACGUGGCGCUGAAGGACGACGAUAGCCUAACAAGUUGUCCACCAUUUUCCGUGCCGAAUUACAUGGCUCCAACUGUUUCUGCCAAGGCCAAAGUUCGCGCCAAUAGCAAUCCAAGAGAAAGGUUUGGUGGUGUUGGAACUCCAACAAGUGAUUCAAAGAGAAGACUCUCAUUCCCUUUCACACAAGGUAUUGGUUCUUUCAAAUGGAAUAAUAGUAAUAAUGGUAAAACCAAUAAGGAUCUUCCUGGCUCUAAUCACAGGAUGCAACUUGAUUCUUCUAUAGGGAACAUGAGUGUGGAUUCAACUGUUUCUUUGCCUGCUACCAUGGGGAGAAAGCCUUUUACAAGAUUUGUGUGAUUUAUAAUUUGUUUUUUAUUCUUUUUUCUUAACCAUUUUUCUUUUUCCUUUUCUUUUUGUCUAUGUUGAUGUUGUUAUUGUUAUCAGCUAUAUAUUAUUAUGAUUUGGAUGUAUUGGUGAUACUGAUAGCUUGACAAGAAGUUAUAUACUCUCUCGGUUGUAAAACUAAUAAAAACACAAUAGAGAACGAUUGAUGGUUUGAUUAA